Meloidogyne enterolobii is the source of this 1134-nucleotide messenger RNA. The record is from the annotation of a GenBank genome assembly. Lineage: Eukaryota; Metazoa; Nematoda; Chromadorea; Rhabditida; Meloidogynidae.
AUGCAAUUUUCUUGGAAAAAGCCACAAAAUAAAUUUAUUUCUGAUAAAUCUUCUUCAAAUUCAUUAGAAAUUGAAGAUAUUAAAAACAAUUCUAAUUUAAUUACCUUUGGAGAAACUAGUAUGAAAAUGCUUUUAGAAUUUUAUUCAAAGACUGCAGCUUAUGAAGAAGUUAUUCAACAUACAAUUUUGGUUGAUAUUGUUAAAGCAUUGGGUGAACCCUUAGCUUUAAAAUAUCGUUGUCCUUCCCAAACUACUUGGCAAUUAGCGGCAGCUACAUUAAAUAAAGUUUGUCAAGUUGGUAUUCCAAUUGCCAGGGAAAAUGUAAAUUUAUUUAAACAAUUGUGGCCGUGUUUGGCAAAUGUUGUUGAGAAUUUUCUUUUCUCUACCUCAAAAUCUUCAAAACUUCUCAAUGCUGAUGAACGUAAGAGGCAUGAAUUUGUUGAUUGCCUUUUAGUUGAACUUUUGCGUGCUGAAUUAUUACCUUUUGCAAAUAAAUUACCUAGAGAUUUUAUGAUUUCAAUUAUUGAUAUUCUUAAUCGUGGAUCUAUAAAUACAAUUGAUGCUAAUGAUGUUUUAGCUUCAGACCUACAUGAACAGCGAACUGAUCUUAGCCGUGUUUGUUUUGAUGCUUUACUUUCUCUUAGCCAAAUGGAGGAAGAAACUAAUAAACCAAUUUCUUCAUCAUUCUUUACUUCUUCUCCUGUACAUCCUCGUAAUGAUGGAGGUUUUUUACGAAACACAACUAGUCAAUCGCAUAGACAAGCAGUUGCAAGUGCAAAAAAUUCUUCAUCUUUGGGGGCUACAGCAAUUUCUUCACUGUUGAAUCGCUGCAAACAAGUCUUAAAUUGCUUCGCACGUGAUGAACAACGUUGUGGUGGCCAUUUUCCACCUUUACCACAGGAACGUGUUUUUGAAGCAAUUUCAGCAUUGAGAGCAGUUAGUGCACUAAUUGAUGGAUUCUCAAGAAAUCCAACAAGUGUAUUAUAUUCACAUUUGGUUACAUUACACCCAAAUUUGGUUCAACUAAUUCCAAGUUCUAGAUGUGACCAACAAUUAGAGUUAGCAUUAAUGACAUGCCUCAACUCGUAUCAGACAUUACUUCUUUUAAAUUUACACAUAAAUGAGAAUAAAUAA